CAACACCACCAACAAGAGAGAGGAGAGAGAGAGAGUGCAAAAGCAGUUUGCAGUCUCUCUUUUUGGAUCUCUCAAAUAUUAUAUCGUAGUAAACUAGUGCAUGAUUUAGACUAAAUUAAUUAUCUAAAUUAAAUAAGAAAGGAAAGAAAACUACCCUUUAAUUACUUGUGUUUGAUCUUGAUCCACCAUUGUAUCAUAAGAUUCGUACUUUCAUCUUAUAUAGUCUAUCAGCUCCAUUCCCCUGAAGACAGAAGAUCCUUUGGAUCGUGUUUUCGGGGUGAAAAUGAACCGAAUUCGAGCUUUUUCAUCUCCUGCAGUGUUGCCAUUGCCAGCUUCUUCCACAACUCCUAAAGAGCGCCCAGAAGAUCAUAGUUUUGAUGGAAUUGCCACCAAUGUUAAGUUAUUAUUGAAGCUAAUCCAUGAUCACAACGAGGCCUGCACAAAAGAGAAUGAUGACAGGAAGACGCAAAGGGUGGCUGGAAUGAUUACCAUAAUCGACGAUGUUAAAGCCAGGAUUCAAAAAUCUCAAUCUAUUGGCAGGAGGGCAGAGCUGAGGCGUUGCAACACAGAUCUUAGGCCAAAUAUUCCAAAGGACAAAAGGCCUACGGAGCCAAUAAUCGAUGAGAAAGAGAGGUUGAGAAGGCAGCUUAGCGCGAGCUUGGCAGCGCGAAAGAGCCUAGAAAUUAUGUGUUCCAGUUUGGGAAAGGAGAAGGAGAUUAUUGCAUCAGAGCUUGCAAGAAAGGUUCAAGAAUUGAGUGGAAUGGAGGAACACAUCAAUGAUCUUAGAGCGCAAAAUGAGAAGUUGUUGGCAAAAGUACAAGCUUGUGCAGCAGAGCACAAAGAGAAGAGGUGUGGUGGGGUAGAGAUUCAAGGGAAUGUGGCGCUCCAGGAGCGAAACAAGGCGCUUUCAGAGCAACUCCUUAAGUCCCUUGACGGGUGCAGAUCCUUAAAGAGAAAGAUUAAAGAUGCACAGAAGGAAAACAAUGGGAUGCACUCGGCAAUGGAGGAGAUGGGGGUCGAAGUUCAAGAAGGCCUUGAUCGACUACGAGCCCUCAAGGAAAAGAUUACCACAAGUGGUGAUGAGCAAGCAACAGAUGUUGAAGAGGAGAUAUCAGCAUUGGAGCGUCUGUUUGAGUGCUUCAGCACGAGGAUCUCCAAGCACGACCCGAAGAAAGGCGAAUUUGCAAAACACAACACUGAAAUUGAUACUACAUAAAUAGCAUCCUGCCAUUUGCAUGAGAACGAAGGGUGACUAGAAACCAGAAAUGCCUGGUCUCUCCACUUUUGCAAUUUUGUUGGUUCUGUUUCUUUUUAGUUGCCAGGACAAGACGCAACUAUUCCUUCUUGGAAUUACAUAAAUAAAAGAGGGGAAGGCAGUUGUAAUGUUUCAUAAGUAGAAGAGAGAUUAGUGAUGUUGCAUAAUGUUGUUGUUCAUGUUGCAAUUGACUAGUUCAGGUUUCUAGGUUGCAUCUACACUGUCCCAAUAGGAGUUGUCUAAUUCCAAGUUUUCUUCUCGUUUCCUUGUCGUCCUGGAUAUCAAAGAGUUGAUAAAUGAAGAGAUGUACAGCACAUAAGUGUAAACUCAUAUGACAAUGAUGUAAUCGAACCCGUCUUCCUCCUCAGACAAUAGCUGCAAUAGCUGCAGGCAUACAGUCCCAAGAACAGUGGCCAGACCUGCAAUGGAACUCUUUGGAAACCUCAGUUGCUUCCUUAUCAAUCUCCACUCUGAGGCUCCGAGUUAAGCACAAGCAGAUAACUAACACCUGUCUAGCUCUACACAAUCAAAACCUGUUACCAGGGAAGAGCUCCCAUUAAGCCACUGAGAGUAAGCUUGUAUUUAUUGCGUAGUGUCCUAUAAGUACCACUUGUGAGUUGUAUAAUGAAGAUUAUUUUACAUAGUAAAACUCUGUGACAUACAGAAACAUACUGUUUGUCUACAAGAUUAUUUCAUUA
This is a messenger RNA of Prunus avium (sweet cherry), 1953 nucleotides long. RefSeq names its product myosin heavy chain-like protein. Lineage: Eukaryota; Viridiplantae; Streptophyta; Magnoliopsida; Rosales; Rosaceae. The record is from RefSeq and is a predicted model, not a curated record.